GCAACAUUUAUUUCCUGUCGUAAACGAUUCCUUUGUGCCAUAUUACUUGGACAUAGUAAUUUGCAUUAUUCAUAUUAUUGACAUGCCGCGACAACUCUAAAUUUUUUUUGCUACUGUAUGCAUAUUGUAUAGGACUAUAGACUCUGUCAUUAUUAUCUAAUUAAAGUCUUUUGCUGCAUUUUCGUCUGUGUCUGUUCUCGUAGCUUCGUCGUCAUUUCCUGAACAUUCUUACUCCGGUAUUGGAGUUGAAGCGCUUACAUCUGGUGGAAGGCCAUAGUGUGCGAGGGCAAGAACUGACCGGAGUGCGUUCAAUGUGCCGCCUUCUGGGGCAAUGGCCUGCACCUUCGGCCCCUGGACCUGACGAGGAGGACAAUGAGACUUUCUCUAAGAUGCGAUUCCUGUUUGCCAUGAUCUGGUCGAUUUGCGCCACCCUCGAAGAAGAGCCUCGUCGCCGCCUGGACAACUGGGUUCGUGAGCAUGAAGGAGUAUUUCCUCUGAAGGACACCGUCUACGAUUACUACGUUGACGAGCGGCUGAGGCAGUUCAGGCCCUGGGAGGAUAAACUGCCUGAUAACUGGAAGUAUAACCCCAAUCUCGGGUUCCACAACAUCCUGGUUCCGACGGUGGAGUUCAUCCGGGUGCAACUGGUCGCGCUUGACAUGUUAAAGGCGGGAUAUGGUGUCUUAGUCGGCGGUCCCACGGGAACUGGGAAGACGUUUCUGAUACAGGGGACUCUUUCCAAUCUGGAUCCAACCAAGUACAGCACUCAGGUCAUAAAUAUGUCGGCGCAGACGACGGCUGCUAACGUUCAAGACAUCAUCGAGUCUAGACUGGAGAAGCGAACCAAGGGGAAUUAUGUGCCCGCAGGAGGCAAGAAGAUGAUAGCGUUCAUGGAUGACAUCAACAUGCCGGUGCGCGACUACUACGGCUCGCAGCCGCCGUUAGAGUUGGUCCGCCUGUGGCACGACUACGGCUUUUGGUUCGACCGGGCUAAACAGUGGCGGAAGAACGUCAAGGGCAUGGUUCUCUGUGGGGCAGCGGGUCCCCCCGGGGGAGCUCGUUCCCCCCUCCCCCCGCGGCUGCUGUCUUGCUUUCACGCGCUGUAUCUGACGGCGCCGGCGCAGCAGCAACUCGUCAAGAUAUUCGGCACCAUGCUCUCACAACACCUGAGCGACUUCGACGAGGAGACCAAGACUGUCGGUAAAACAGUGCUAUUGGCGACCAUCGACAUAUUCAACAAUAUUGUGGCCAAGUUAUUGCCCACGCCAAGCAAGAUGCACUACCUGUUCAACUUGAGAGAUAUAUCGAAAAUUUUCCAGGGCUUAUUACGGAGUAAUAAAGACUACACGAACACAAAAGCGAGGUUCCUGCGACUGUGGAUACACGAAUGUUUCCGAGUGUUCUGCGAUCGACUCAUCGACGAUAAGGAUCGCGACUGGUUCAUGAACAACAUGGGCGACAUACUGGGCAAGCACUUUGAGCUCACGUUCCACGCGCUCUGCCCGUCCAAGAGUCCGCCUCUGUUCGGGCACUUCCUCAACCCGUUCGAGGUGUACGACGACCUCAACGACCCUGUCGCCUUGAGGAAGUUCAUAGUAAACACGAUGGAGGAGUACAACAGUUGCCCAGGCGUGGUGAAGAUGGACCUCGUAUUGUUUAAAGACGCCAUAGAACAUAUAUGCCGGAUCGUGCGAGUCAUAUCGCAGCCUAGGGGCAACGUGCUCUGUGUGGGGAUAGGUGGUUCCGGACGGCAGAGCUUGACGCGCGUUGCGUCGUACAUCUGCGAGUGUAACACUUUCCAAGUGGUCGUCACCAAGACAUACGGCAUCAAGGAGUUCAGGGAAGACUUGAAGGUUCUGUAUACGAGUUGCGGUGUAGACGCUAAGAAGACCACUUUCAUAUUCUGCGACACGCAGAUCGCCGAGGAAUCGUUCACGGAGAUCAUUAACAACCUGCUAAGCAGCGGCGAAAUCACUAACCUCUAUAAACCGGACGAGUUUGAAGACAUUAAAUCUGGCUUAGAGAAGCCCAUGAAGAACCAGAACAUUUUGCAAACGGCGGAGACUGUGUAUCUGUUCCUAGUGGACCGGGUGAGGGCCCACAUGCACAUUGUCUUGUGCUUCAGUCCAAUCGGAGAUGAGUUCAGGAACCGCAUCCGGCAAUACCCCGCUUUAAUUAACGCGACCACCACCAACUGGUUCUUGGAAUGGCCGCGGGAGGCGCUGCUCGAAGUCGCCUACAAGUUCCUCGAGGGCGUAGAGCUUCUAGCUUCUAUCACUGGACCUAGGGUACGCAGGAAGGAAUCUUUGAUCGAGAGUCGCGAAGACGCUUUGCGAGCUUCAGCUGCUUCCAUUAUGUCCUUGAUCCACUCGUCCGUGGGCAAAUACUCUGUUAAAAUGUGGCAAGAAAUGAGACGCACAAACUACGUCACGCCCACCAACUAUCUGGAACUGGUGUCGGGAUAUAAGGAGAUGCUGAAAAUGAAAAGGUUUGAAAUAGCACUUCAAGCUAACAAAUUGAGGAACGGUCUUGGAAAAGUCGAGGAGACCACGAAGUUGGUCGGCCAGAUGUCUGAAGAGUUAGCUAUUGCUAAGGAACAAGUCGCGGAAUACACAGAGCAGUGUAUAGAGUACAUGGGCGUUAUCAACGUUCAGCAACGUAACGCUGACGAGCAACAACGCAGCGUCGCCGCAAGAAGCAAGAAAACUCAAGAAGAGGAAGUUCAGUGCAAGAAGUUGGCUGAUGCUGCAAUGAGAGAUUUGGCUUCUGCUAUGCCGGCAUUGGAAGAAGCUGUUAAAGCAUUAGAUGCUUUAAACAAGAAAGACAUAACUGAAGUUAAGUCUUACGCAAAACCGCCACAAAAAGUAGAAAUGGUUUUGGAGGCUGUACUGAUAUUAUUACAAAAAGAACCAACGUGGGCGGAAGCAAAGCGUCAGCUCGGCGACCAAUACUUUCUCGACCGUCUCCGGGACUUCGACAAGGACAAUAUUGCCGAUAAAACCCUCAAGAAGAUCGGCACUUACACCGCCAAACAGGACUUCGACCCAGAGAUAGUGGGAACCGUUUCGGCCGCUGCUAAGUCUCUGUGUUUAUGGGUGCGGGCCAUAGAAAAAUAUGGAAAGGUCUACAAAAUAGUGAAACCAAAGAAAGAGCGUCUAGAGGAAGCGUUAGAAUCCCUCCGUAUGAAGCAGCAGAUUUUGGCCGAGGCUCGUGCAAAGCUCCGGGAAUUGAGCGAGAUGAUCGCUCGCCUCCAGAAGGAAUAUGACGAGAAGGUGGCACAGAAAGAAGAACUAGAAAGGAAGUCUAGGAUGCUACAAUUGAAGUUGGAAAGAGCUGAGGCGCUUAUUACUGGAUUAUCAGGCGAACGCGAACGCUGGGAGUUGACAGUGGAACGUCUGGACAAAGAGUUUGAUAAUCUCCCCGGAGACUGCCUCAUAGCCACCGGCUUCGUGGCUUAUCUUGGACCUUUUGUGUCCGAGUACAGAGAGGCGCUGAUGAGCGAUUGGUUUAUGGAAGUGUAUAAUGAAAGCGUACCGGUGACAAUGGACCUCACCAUGAAGUAUUUCCUAUUGGAUGACGCUACUCUGAGGGACUGGAACUACAUGGGCUUGCCCGACGAUAACUUCAGUGCUGAGAACGGUAUUAUUGUGGUGCGCGCAACUCGCUGGCCUCUAGCCGUAGAUCCUCAAGGGCAGGCGCUCAUCUGGAUUUCGCAUCUUGAGGAGAAGAAUGAUAUACAGAUCGUGGAUUUCGGGCAGCCAAACUACCUGAAAAUCAUGGAAGCUUGUCUGUCUGGUGGGAAGCCCGUUAUAAUCCAAAAUGUGGGCGAAGUGUUGGAUCCAUCUAUAGCUCCCAUUCUUGAUAAAGCUAUAGUUGUCAUCGGAAGUUCUUUGGUUAUCAAAUUCAAUGAGAAAAUGGUGCCAUACAGUAAGGAUUUUAAGAUGUAUCUCACUACUAAACUGGGCAACCCCGUGUACACGCCGGAGACGUUGACCAAGACGACGAUGGUAAACUUCGCGGUGAAGGAGCAGGGGCUCACGGCGCAGCUGCUCGGCAUCGUGGUGCGCCGCGAGCGCCCGCAGCUCGAGCACAUGAAGGACUCGCUCGUCAUCACCAUCGCCCACAACAAGAAAGUGCUGAUGGACUUGGAGAACGACCUGCUCCGCAUCAUGUACGAGUCGCAAGUGCCUCUGCUGGAGAACGAGGAGUUGUUUGUAACGCUGCAGACGUCGCAACGUACUUCGCUCGAAGUUAAAGAAGCUCUGAUUACGUCACAGGAGACAGAGAAGGAAAUAGACGCGGCCAGACAGGGCUACGUACCAGUGGCGGUGCGAGCUUCCGUCCUAUUCUUCGCGUUGAACGACCUGUCGCGCAUCGAUCCCAUGUACCAGUUCUCUUUGGACGCGUACAUAGAUCUCUUCAACUACUCCAUCGACCGAAGCCCCAAGAGUACCGAAUUGGAAGACCGCAUCAACAACCUCAACGAGUUCCACACUUAUGCGGUCUACAAGAACACAUGUCGCGCGCUAUUCGAACGCCACAAGUUGCUGUUGUCCUUCCACAUCGUGUCGCGGAUCCUCUUCCAGAUGGGCAAGAUGAGCAUGCACGAGUACCUGUUCUUGCUCAAAGGCGGAGUGGUGUUGGACAGGUCUGAGCAGCCCGACAACCCCACCAACUGGAUGCCGGACGAGUGCUGGGACAACAUAACGGAGCUGGACAAGUUGCCCGGCUUCCACGGCGUCGGGGACUCGUUCGAGGUCAUGCCCAAGGAGUGGCGGGACUGGUACCUCCACCCUGAGCCUGAGCUGCAACCACUGAUUGGUGAUUGGAACGAAGUGUGCAACGAUUUCCAACGCAUCCUGUUCGUGCGAUCGUUGCGCGUGGACCGCGUGUCCGCCUGCAUCACCAGCUUCAUAGUCAACGUGCUCGGACCCAGAUACGUGGAGCCACCCGUUCUGGACAUAAAGGCCGCUUGGGAAGAGUCAACAUGGAAGACAUCUUUGUUGUUCGUGCUAUCUCCUGGCGUCGACCCUACGUCCUCUCUGAUCCAACUGGCUACUGAUGUGAAGAUGUUCGACAAGUUCCACUCUCUCAGUUUGGGCCAGGGGCAGGCACCUACUGCCGCCAGGUUGCUAUCGCAAGGUAUGAAGGAAGGCGGCUGGGUGUUCCUGGCUAACUGCCACUUGGCCUGCGCGUGGCUGGGGUCCUUGAGAGGGCUGGACAACCCGCGCAUACAUCCGCGCUUCAGGCUGUGGCUAUCUUCGAUGCCUGAUGACAAGUUCCCGUUAAACGUUCUGCAGCGGUCUAUUAAGAUGACCACGGAACCGCCGCAGGGUCUAAAAGGCAAUAUGGUGCGCUUAUUCGCCAACCUGAACGAGGACAAGUUCGACGAGGCGACGCCCAAGUACCGCCGCCUGCUGUACUGCGUGGCGUUCUUCCACUGCACUCUCAUCGCCAGGAAGAGGUUCAGACAGCUCGGAUACAAUGCCGUCUACAGCUUUAACGACGCUGAUUUCGAUGUAUCAGACAAUCUCCUGGCCAAUUACCUUGAAGAAUACGAAGAGGUCCCGUGGGACGCGCUCCGAUACUUAUUCGCCAUCAUCAACUACGGCGGCCACAUCACCGACGACUGGGACAAGAGAGUGCUGGUCGCCUACAUCAACCAGUUCUUUUGUGAAGAAGCCUUGGAUACACCCUUCUACAGACUAUCUUCGAUUCCCGCGUACCACAUUCCUCGGGACGGCAGCUUGGAGUCGUACCGCGACUUUCUGGAUUUGUUGCCGCCUUCAGAGAGAGCCGAGUCAGUUGGACAGCACGCUUCGGCAGAUGUCGCUACUCUUGCACAGGACGCUUUGAUCAUGUGUUCCACUUUGUUCGCCCUGGCUUCCACUGGGGGUGGAGGCGCAGGCGGCGGAGAAGAUCAGAAGGUCGACGAGCUAGCACAGGAGAUGCUAGCGAAACUACCACAUACGAUCGACGUGGAGACGACAGAGAAGAUGAUGGGACCAGAGAUAGUAAUGCCGAUGUGUGUAUCUUUACUUCAAGAGAUCGGAUAUUACAAUGUGCUCAUAGCAACUAUCACCGCGGGACUUAAGGAGUUACGCCGCGCCAUAGAAGGCCUGGUGGUGAUGUCAGAAAUGUUGGAGAUAAUGUAUUCAUGCAUAUUUGAAGGGCGAGUGCCGUCAUUUUGGCAAAAGGCUCGUCCAUCCAUGAAGCCAUUGGGCUCAUGGUGCCGAGAGUUGUUCUUGCGCGGCGCUCACCUCAGUGCGUGGGCCAAUGCCCCCAGGAGCCCGCCCACUCUGUGCUGGCUACCUGCACUGGUUGCCCCCACUGGCUUCCUUACUGCCGUUAUGCAGACGACAGCGCGUGGAGAAGGCUGGCCUAUAGACACCCUGUGUUGGGAGUUCACGGUAAUGCCUCUAGAAGAGUCCUCGUUCGUCCGUCCGCCGAGAGAUGGCGGUGUUUACAUCAGGGGCCAAUACCUAGAAGGUGCUAGCUGGUACAAGAAGGACGGUUGCCUGCAAGAACCGCUGCCGAUGCAGCUCGUGUUCCCGAUGUCCCCGAUACACUUCAAGCCUGUACGGGCCACUGGGAGGCGGCUGAGGAACCGCUACGUCUGUCCUUGUUACUACUACCCGUUGCGUAUGGGCGCCUUCGUGGUCGCCGUAGACCUCCACUCGGGCAAGGAGAGCUCGGACUUCUGGGUCAAGAGAGGCACCGCUUUGCUCUGUACCCUGGCGGCCUAACAACAGGAUAUAGGAAGCUGCCCACAUAACGAGAUGAGGAUGUGAUAAUGUUGAUUUAUAAGUUAUUUCCCAAUAAUAUAUAAUAAAUAGUUAAUUUAUUA
Messenger RNA from Chilo suppressalis (striped riceborer), 6847 nucleotides. Lineage: Eukaryota; Metazoa; Arthropoda; Insecta; Lepidoptera; Crambidae. The record is from the annotation of a GenBank genome assembly.